AUGACUACUGUUUCACAAUUUUUAGGUAGCAGAUGGCAGCAGUUGUUGAGCGAUAUUUUCGACAAGGGAGGAUUCGACAAAGUUCUCACUCUGCUCAAUUUGAAAUCUGCUGGUCAUUGUACACUCGCUGCAGCCAUUAUUGCUCCCAUUGUACUAGCAUUCGUUCGCUGA
Molecule: messenger RNA, 171 nt
Organism: Strongylus vulgaris
Lineage: Eukaryota; Metazoa; Nematoda; Chromadorea; Rhabditida; Strongylidae
Source: the annotation of a GenBank genome assembly